CUUUUCUAAUUCUAAAUUCUAAUCCCAAUCCCCAAAAUUACAUAUAAUAAUCUAGUCCUAUUAGAAUUUGGAAUUCUAAAACUAAUCUAGUUCUUUACACAUCUUCCCUUUUUAAGGCUAGAUUCAUACCUUUAAAAGAUCAGGACUCCUUAUUUGAAUCGACUUCGAAAACUUCCCCUUCAAUACUUUUUUUUACUGAACUAGGGUAAUUAGGGAAUGUUGGAAAGGAGAAAAGGGACCAAGGGCAUUGAGCCCUGGUCUUGUGGAUGGAGGGUGGAUGUGGAAACCUCAAAAAUUACCCUUGGACUCGGGUUCAGAGAUAUUAAGUCUGCCUUGACAACAGUGAAAGUAGCUUGCAAGAGCAUUUCAGAAAUUCAAGUAGUGGAUUGUGAAGCAGUGGCUAAUUGAGAAGGGCAUGUUUAUAGCAGUGGCUAAUUGAGAAGGAUAUGUUUAUUUCUGAGUUUGCAUACUAGAUAGAUAUAGAUGGGGGGAAGUAAUGAAAUAGUCCGUUCAUACUUCGUUAGUCUUUCUUUCUCAAAAUUUUGUGCUUUCUAUUAAUAUGAGGAAUGAAGUUAUAGGUUUUGAAAUAUGUUACAAUGUGGACAUUGUAUCUUAGAAAUUUUGGAUAACGCAUGUGUGAGCUACUUAUAUCUUAAAAAUUUUAGAAAUUUUCUACUUUUCUUUUGUUUAUAGAGAAGCUCAACUUUCCUCUUUGAAUGUUUGAUGUUGUUCACGGGGCUCAAGGUUUUGUUGCUUUUCCUCUUUCUCGGCCUAAAAUUGUAUUGUAAGCAUGAUUGCUGGUAUUUAAGGGUUUAAUUCUUUAAAUAUGGAGUAUUUUAAAAUUAUUGUAUAGGUGCAUAACUGGCGCUGCUUUUGAGCUAUCUUCUUGAUGGUGUCUUACUGAAGUAUUUCCUGUAAAAGGUUAUGGAAAAGCUACGUAUUAAGUGUAGGAAUAAAUAAAUGAUUUGUUU
Molecule: messenger RNA, 971 nt
Organism: Rubroshorea leprosula
Lineage: Eukaryota; Viridiplantae; Streptophyta; Magnoliopsida; Malvales; Dipterocarpaceae
Source: the annotation of a GenBank genome assembly